Molecule: messenger RNA, 351 nt
Organism: Dibothriocephalus latus
Lineage: Eukaryota; Metazoa; Platyhelminthes; Cestoda; Diphyllobothriidea; Diphyllobothriidae
Source: the annotation of a GenBank genome assembly
AUGCGAAAUGCUGUCAUCGCCAACAAAGACAUUGUGGAGCUUGAACGCAAUCCUCUUUUCUUUUCAGAUACAAAUCCGCUUCAAGUCUCUUUCCGCAUAAAACAUUAUCCCGCGAAUCCAUUCGAAGAGUUCAAACUCGAGAAGUCGAACUACAACAAUUACGGAAUCGAUGGAAAUAUCCGUUUCCGCAAUUUGGUCUCUUUCCGCGGAAGAGAUCGUGCCAGAGACGUUGGUACCGAAGAUAAUGAUACCCAAGUACGAAAAAGUGAACGGAAGGAGUUUGUUGAGAUCCCUGAUCAUGAGCUCAUGGAACUAUCCGAUGUCCUCAAUAUCCUGGCCGUGCAGGCGUAG